Coniosporium apollinis CBS 100218 is the source of this 882-nucleotide messenger RNA. RefSeq lists its product as uncharacterized. Gene Ontology annotation, biological process: glucan catabolic process. NCBI's taxonomy places the organism in Eukaryota, Fungi, Ascomycota, Dothideomycetes. The record is from RefSeq and is a predicted model, not a curated record. The coding region runs from base 1 to 882 and encodes 293 amino acids. Gene Ontology annotation, cellular component: cell surface; extracellular region. The transcript has 4 exons. Gene Ontology annotation, molecular function: glucan exo-1,3-beta-glucosidase activity.
AUGGCUUCGGUCAACAUCAAUGUCCUCAGAAUUCCGGUAUCGUACUCAGUAUGGGUUGAGGUUCCAGGAUCCCAACUGGAUCACGGCGCUCAAAAGCAUUAUCUGAAAGCCAUAACAACCUACGCUAUCGAACGAUACGGCAUGCAUAUCAUUCUCAGUCUUCACAAUUUGCCUGGAGGAAUCAAUAAUCGUGAAACUGGGGAAGCCUUUGGCCACAAUGCGUGGUAUGGAAAUCAGAUAUAUCUGGACUGGUCCUACAGGGCAUUUGACGCAAUGCUGGCCUGGACGCAAGAGACAGGCCGUCUGUCAUCCUUCACCCUCUCCCCCAUCAAUGAGCCUGCCAGCGAGCCCACUGAAUUUGCCAGCGCUGCCGGCAUGACUCCAAGCGGAAUUGAAUGGCUGCAAAAGUAUUUCAAUGGCUGUCUGGAGAGAGUUGCACGAGUCGAUAAACGCAUACCUCUUAUGAUUCAAGAUACCUUCCAAGGCGAGUCAUUCUGGGGUCCCCACUUUCCCAAUGAUGCCAAUAUCGUUAUCGACACUCACAUCUACUUCUUCGCCCCUCCAAAUGCUACAGCCUUCAAUGUGCCCGACGCCAUUUGUAAGCAGGUACCUGCCGCGGUAGGCGACGGCCGAUUCCCAGUCUUCAUCGGCGAGUACUCCGUCCUUAGCACGUGGAACAACACGUUUGCGGGCCGUAAGACGUUGUUCGACACCUGGCGUUAUGUUUCUACGACGCACAUGCAAGGGCACGCCUUCUGGAGUUGGAGGUUCACAACACGUUCAAUGGUUGACGGCGAGGGAGUAUUGAAGGAUUACUGGAGCUAUGAGGACAUGGUUGACGCUAGUUCGAUUACGGCUGAAACGACGAGUUCGUAUUGUUGA